GCCGAGCACAAUAUUUCCCUAUUUGCUCCGCCUCGCCUCUCGGACUAUAAGCGAGGAAAUACCUCCGAAACACUUCAGUCCUGCCUCUAAACCCAGAGCUGGCUACCUCCCUAAACCUUCUGCCUGCAGUCAGUGCUUAAUCCAGACAAGAGCCUCUACAACCGCCGAAAUGGGGGUCAAAAUACAUGUCAUUUACUGUGGUGCAUGAGGGUACAGGCCCAAGUUCACCAAACUCAAGACAUUGCUUGAGGAUGAAUUUCCAGGCGACCUUGAGAUUACAAGCGAGGGCACUCCCACAACAACUGGCUGGUUUGAGGUGCAGGUGAAUGGCGUCCUGGUGCACUCGAAGAAGAAUGGGGACGGCUUUGUGGACAACGAUCAGAAGCUUGCCAGGAUUGUGAGAGCCAUUGAGAAAGCCUUAGGCAAAUGAAGUCGCGCUGAUGUUGGAGUUUGUUCGUCUCUGUUUGUUGACCUCUCUGAAAGCGCAACAAUGAUGGUGACCUCCGAAGUGCCUUUGGCACGGACGUUACUUGAUGCUUUCCCGCUCUUUCAUGGAGGAGGCUUUCCGAGUGGGCAAACUCCAGAAGCCGGUUUUUAUGUAAUGCUAAGAGAAUUGAAACAGGCAAAUAUUAUGAGCUAUGUAUUUGCUUCUAAGCUUUCUUGCGUUGUGUUGAAAAUGCACUAAUUGGAAGAUUUGAACAUUCGUGAUAAUAAAAAGAAAACAAAUCCAGAAAA
This is a messenger RNA of Pangasianodon hypophthalmus (striped catfish), 735 nucleotides long. It is a transcript of the gene selenow1, whose product is annotated as selenoprotein W, 1. Gene Ontology annotation, biological process: response to selenium ion. The transcript has 6 exons. Gene Ontology annotation, cellular component: cytosol. The record is from RefSeq and is a predicted model, not a curated record. NCBI's taxonomy places the organism in Eukaryota, Metazoa, Chordata, Actinopteri, Siluriformes, Pangasiidae.